Molecule: messenger RNA, 606 nt
Organism: Meloidogyne enterolobii
Lineage: Eukaryota; Metazoa; Nematoda; Chromadorea; Rhabditida; Meloidogynidae
Source: the annotation of a GenBank genome assembly
AUGACUAUGUCGGGAAAACGAAUUUCAAAUCAGGCACAACAAAUUAUUCUUUCUUGCAUCGAAAAAUCCCGUGUAGACCCUUCCAGCCGUGUUUUAAAUCGAAUGGUUCACAACCGGGCAGAUUUUGCUACUUUUUGUGUUAAUUUGGGAGAGGAAAAUUGGACUAGAUUAGCUGACCAAUUUAGAAAUUAUUUAACUGAUGUUUUGAGUAAUUUGGCUAAUAGAGAAAAGAUAAGACGUCUCUCAAUGCAAUUUGGAGCCGAACAAGUCGCUCGACGCCCCUUUGGAUUUAAGGCUGAUUUCUUUGCGGAGAUGGCUAGCUCGUUAACCACCGAAUGUGUUUUUUUGGAUGGAGCUGCACAUUCUCCAACAGACACGUUUGAGGCAUGGGCCCAACUUGUGGAAUUAAUGUUUAGUGCUGUGAGGGAUGGUUAUUAUUUAUUUGUCAGAAAGCUGCGUAGAAGCAAUUUCUCUCUAGGCCAAAAUGGCUGUGUCAUUGCUAAAUCAUCCUCAAAAAAUGAAAAACAAAUUAAUUAUUGUGAUACAAGUUCGAAAGAAGAAUUCAAGAAUUGUGGGGGGAGACAGAGCGUUUCUUUGGAAAUUUAA